GUCCCGUCCGGCUGCGAGGCUUCCUGGGCAAGUGCGUGCUUCCGAGGGAGGGCCUUCCCUGGCUUCCUCCCUCCCGGGUGACCCAGAGUCACCACUGCCAGCUGCCCCCAGGCGGCGGCGGCCUGCGAGGGGACGGUCCCUGGAGGCUCCGCCUAGGGCGACCUGGCCGUAGGCUGAGCACCCGUCCGCGGGCUCUGGCCAGUCGCCAGCUGCUGACACCUGGAAGGCGAGGAGGGCAAGAGGUGGGGCGUCUGUGGCUCUGGAGCGCGCGGAACUGGCCCUCUUCCCGGUGAGAAACCCAGCGGCUUCUUCCGCACGCAGUGAAGCCGUGCUAUCUCUUUAAGAGGGCCCCUGCUGGCAGGAUGGACACCCUGGAGGAGGUGACCGGGGCUGACGCCGGCACAGUGUCGCCCGCACCCAUGGCCCCGAACAUCAGCGUGCCCCACUGCUGCCUGCUACUGCUCUACGAAGACAUCGGCACCUCCAGGGUCCGGUACUGGGACCUCCUGCUGCUCAUCCCCAAUGUGCUCUUCUUCAUCUUCCUGCUCUGGAAGCUUCCGCUGGCACGCGCCAAGAUCCGCAUCACCCCCAGCCCUAUCUUCAUCACCUUCUACAUCCUGGUGUUUGUGGUGGCGCUGGUGGGUAUCGCCCGCGCCGUGGUGUCCAUGACUGUGAGCGCCUCGGAUGCGACAGUGGCUGACAAGAUCCUGUGGGAGAUCACCCGCUUCUUCCUGUUGGCCAUCGAGCUGAGCGUGGUCAUCCUGGGCCUGGCCUUCGGUCAUCUGGAGAGCAAGUCAAGCAUCAGACGGGUGCUGGCCAUCACCACCGUGCUAUCCCUGGCCUACUCCGUCACCCAGGGCACCCUGGAGAUCCUGUACCCGGACGCCCACCUCUCAGCCGAGGACUUCAACAUCUACGGGCACGGAGGCCGCCAGUUCUGGCUGGUCAGCUCGUGCUGCUUCUUCCUGGUCUACUCCCUGGUGGUCCUCCUGCCCAAGACGCCGCUGAAGGAACGCAUCUCCCUGCCUUCGCGGAGGAGUUUCUACGUGUACGCGGCCAUCCUGGCGCUGCUCAACCUGCUGCAAGGGCUGGGGAGCGCGCUGCUCUGCGCCGACAUCAUCGAGGGGCUGUGCUGUGUGGACGCCACCACCUUCCUCUACUUCAGCUUCUUCGCGCCGCUCAUCUACGUGGCCUUCCUCCGGGGCUUCUUCGGCUCGGAACCCAAGAUCCUCUUCUCCUACAAAUGCCAAGUGGACGAGACUGAGGAGCCCGACGUGCACCUGCCCCAGCCCUACGCUGUGGCCAGGCGCGAGGGCCUGGAGGCCGCAGGGGUGGCCGGGGCCUCUGCCGCCUGCUACUCCAGCACGCAGUUCGACUCCGCUGGCGUCGCCUACCUGGACGACGUGGCCUCCAUGCCCUGCCACGCGGGCAGCAUCAACAGCACAGACAGCGAGCGCUGGAGGGUCAUCAACGCCUGAGCACGGCUGCCCCAGGCCGCGGCGAGGACUGGCCCUGGGGAACCCGAGGCCGAGGCCGGGCGCAACAGAGCGAGGUGGCAGGGCCAGGCCGAGGGCCGCUUCCUGCCCCCCCCCCGGUCCCCCUUCCGCCUGCCCUUGGCUUGACCGCCCAGGGCAGGCUGGCAGCGGGCACCUCCCUCGCCCCGCUGCCCCGUCCCCAUGGCACUCUGGCCUCCUCCAAGCCCACCGGGGUGGGUGGACUGAAGCGUGUAUAUUUUCGUGAUCUAUUUUUUAAUAAAAAGCAAAAGCGGCA
Messenger RNA from Oryctolagus cuniculus (rabbit), 1770 nucleotides. It is a transcript of the gene TPRA1, whose product is annotated as transmembrane protein adipocyte associated 1. Gene Ontology annotation, cellular component: plasma membrane. Gene Ontology annotation, biological process: G protein-coupled receptor signaling pathway. NCBI's taxonomy places the organism in Eukaryota, Metazoa, Chordata, Mammalia, Lagomorpha, Leporidae. The record is from RefSeq and is a predicted model, not a curated record. Gene Ontology annotation, molecular function: G protein-coupled receptor activity.